AUGGUUCAAUCAGACAAAAUCCCUUUCUCGGAAGUCUUUCCAUGGGCCACCUUCCGCCGACAGGCAAAGGCGGACCUUGCACCACCUACGACGAGCUUCGAAGGAAAGACAGUCCUCCUAGUUGGCGCCACCGGCGCAAUCCUUUCAGAAGCGGCCCGCAUUAUUACCAGCCUCAGUGUCUCAACUCUCAUUUUGGCAGUCCGAAAUGUCGCAAAGGGCGAAUCCUUGGCUGAUGAACUGAGGAAAGCAAUCGAAGAGGGCUCUCGCCAACAGCCAAAAAUCACGGUGAUGGAAGUAAACCUCUUAUCCUUUGAUAGUGUUCAGACUUUUGCGACCAGAAUCAACGAAACACAGAACCGUAUCGAUGUAGUGGUCAUGGGUUCUGCUAUCAUGAAUGAUGAGACUAGAGUGACGGCAGAUGGCUGGGAAGAGACAAUCCGCUCCGCAGCCCCGAUGGUCGAGCUCCCAGAUGAUGCUAAGGACUGCUACCUGGAGCAGGUCAGUAACGUCAAAGACGCUGCUACACAGAAGAGCUACCAGUAUGGGCUUGCAAAGAUCAUCCACGCAUGCUGGAUCAGGGAGCUCUGCGCACGCCAUCUUACCGGCAGUAAUCCGAGGAUUCACGUUCACCAGCUGGAUCCGGGUGCCUGUUUCACGCCACUCAGCUCACAAGUUUUGAUCGGUCGGCUGCUGCUUUGGUUCAUUGGUCGACCCGUAGAGAUGUGUGCACGAACUGUGGUGAAUUCAUGCCUACCACUGAUAGGAUCGCAUGGGAAGUUGCUGGUUGAUUACGAUGUUGCUCCGUACCCUGAGUUCAUGGACAGGACACUCGGAUUGGAACUUCAGCGGAGGGUCUGGCUAGAAACUAGCCAGGUCUUGGAGAGCUUGGUCACCCCUCAAGCGAAAGGUUUCCUCUUUGGCCAAAGUUCGUGA
Messenger RNA from Colletotrichum costaricense, 933 nucleotides. RefSeq lists its product as uncharacterized. Bases 1 to 933 code for a protein of 310 amino acids. The transcript is spliced from 4 exons. The record is from RefSeq and is a predicted model, not a curated record. NCBI's taxonomy places the organism in Eukaryota, Fungi, Ascomycota, Sordariomycetes, Glomerellales, Glomerellaceae.